AUGGUCCAUUUAUUAUCAAUUACCUGUGCCGGGUUCAGCCGAGUCAGCUACCAGAUCGGCGAAAGCCACGUGGACGUCCAGCGAACGGCCUCGAGCGACGUGACGGCAUCGGUUUGCGCCAAAUACUCGGGCGCACUCUGCAUAGAUUGUGGUCCAUCUUCCUAUUGGUACAAAGAUCGCUGCUACAGUACGUGUCCGGACUCGACCUUCCCCUCGGACUCGGACCCCAGCCGAAAUCCAAACAUCGACGAUUCGGAAAGUGCCAUCAUCGAGCAGCAACCACUGCCGAAAGGUUCAUUACGACGCAGUGCUGCAGCUAUCGGUUUCCGACUGGCCGACAUCAACGGUGAUGGUUCCAACAAUUUGGACGACGACAUUCUGCUACAGGCAGUGCCCUCACCACAAGAACGUGACACUCAACCUCAUGAUCAGCGGCGCCAGUGCAACCAGUGUCAUCCAACGUGCCUCAAGUGCGUCGGUCCGGACGAAUUCCACUGCAUCGAGUGUCAGCCUUUAUUUGCCUUCGUCGACGACAAUGAUGCCGAUGUGCAUCCACCGGCUCCCUUCGAGGCACACCGGCGACGUUGCGUUUCCAUCAACGGAAAACAACGCCACGGUGGACCGAGCGGAACAAAUAAAUCCUCGCCUAAUGCCACAUUAUCCGACCCGGCCGAUAGCCAAAAGCUUGAUAAGAGCUGGCAAUCGACCGACUACCUCAUUAUGAUAACCGUCGUCGGAGCGACACUGCUGGUCGCCUUUGUGGUCAUCUAUCUGCUGUGGAGGCGCUGCUUUCGGGGUAUCCUGCUGGGCAAUGGCAUUGGGGGAGGCGUCGGCGGUGCCGAUUACCAGCACUACAAUCGGGUGCAAACAGAAGAAGCCAACGUCGGCAAUGAACCGUCCUACGCCGAACUGGUACGGGACGAGAUUGAUGAUAUUCUGGACGAGAGCUCCAGCGACGAGUCGAGCAAUUUCAUGCCAACCCGAAUCAUUGCACCGCUGGAGAGAUAGAGGCGACCAUGUGGUCAUUAACUACUAGGUACUGGUACUGGUCGCAGGCGCUGAUUUCAUUUCAAACGCUGCGUACCAAAUGGUGCCGAUCAAAUGGGUAGCUGUUUAAUUGUGUUUAAUAGUCACAGAUGAAAAUGCGAUACAAAAAGGAUGAAUGAGCGCAAUUUUCAACGGAACCAGUGGAACUUUGUAUUUUAAUCGAGUAGGGUUAGCUAAUGAACAAAGUGUUAAGAAU
Ochlerotatus camptorhynchus is the source of this 1243-nucleotide messenger RNA. RefSeq lists its product as uncharacterized. NCBI's taxonomy places the organism in Eukaryota, Metazoa, Arthropoda, Insecta, Diptera, Culicidae. The record is from RefSeq and is a predicted model, not a curated record. The transcript has 3 exons. Bases 1 to 1008 code for a protein of 335 amino acids.